UGCCAUCACAAAUCAACUUAAAAUUUCCCUCCACUUUCUUAUGCCCUUUAAAUCUCUUCCUCUUUCUAAGACCAAAAAUCAGUACUAGUUUGAUUUUGAGAAUGAAUGAAAAAACGGGUAGUAUCGUCAUAGACAUCAUCGAAACAAAACUUGAACCUCUAUGGGCAAAAUCUGGUGGAAAAUUGGGAAACUCGAGCACUUUGUUAGGGAUUAGGAGUGUUUGGAAUUUUUGCAAAGAAGAUAGAAAUAGAUUAUUAUUCUCAUUCAAAGUUGGUUUGGCUGUUGUUUUGGUGUCUUUGCUUAUACUUCUUCAAGCACCUUAUGAUGUGUUUGGAAGUAAUAUCAUUUGGGCUAUCAUCACCGUGGCCAUAAUGUUCGAAUAUACAGUAGGUGCAACUUUCAAUCGUGGUUUCAAUAGGGCACUUGGAAGUUUGCUGGCUGGAAUCUUGGCUAUUGGGGUUGCUCAACUUGCUUUACUCACUGGCCCUGUUGGUGAACCCAUUGUCAUUGGCAUCAGCAUUUUCUUAGUUGGAAGUAUAACAACGUUGAUGAAGCAAUGGCCAAGGCUAACUCCAUACGAAUAUGGAUUCAGAGUUAUACUCUUCACUUAUUGUUUGAUAGUUGUUUCUGGUUAUCGAAUGGGGAAUCCACUUAGAAUUGCCAUAGAUCGUCUCUACUCUAUCGCCAUUGGAGCACUUGUUGCAGUUUUGGUAAAUGUUCUUGUUUUUCCUAUUUGGGCUGGUCAUCAGCUCCAUAAUGAUCUUGUCAAUGCCUUCAACUCCAUUGCUGAUUCACUUCAAGAAUGUGUGAAGAAGUAUUUAGAAGAUGAGGAAUGGAAAAACAUUGAUCAAGAAGUACCAUUGAAGGCUGUAAUGGAUGAGUUCCCAGAUGAACCUGCCUACAAGAAAUGCAAAGCCACUUUAAACUCUUCUUCAAAGUUUGACACUUUGGCGACAUCGGCAAAAUGGGAGCCGCCACAUGGUAGAUUCAAGCAAUUCUUUUAUCCAUGGACAGAGUACGUUAAAGUUGGAGCAGUUUUGAGAUACUGUGCUUAUCAAGUUAUGGCUCUUCAUGGUGUCCUCCACUCUCAAAUACAGGCUCCAUAUAACCUCAGAAUCACAUUCAAAUCUGAGAUUCAAGAUGUAGCAAAUCAAGCAGCAGAGCUAAUGAGAAGUUUGGGCAAAGACAUCGACAACAUGAAACAAUCCAUCAAAAUCUCUCACCUAAAGAAUGUUCACAGCACAGCUGAGAAGCUCCAACGCGCCAUUGACACUCACUCUUAUCUCCUCACUCCCACUUGCGAAACCAUAGGUCUCUCGACCACCUCGUCGAGCAACCUCGACAAUCUUCCAAGCUUGUCAGCUGAGCUCGACAGCAAUGGCUCCAAGAGAAGUUUAAACAAGCAGGAUUCUCAUGGUGUUGAUUUGGUGAGGAAGCAGCAGUCGAGAAGGCAGCAUUCGUGGCCGUUGAGGGAAAUGGACGUGUUCGACGAUGGCAGGUGUGUUGCCAUCGAAUUUCUGCCGAGGAUGAGGAAGUUGGAGAGCACUGCAGCCAUGUCACUGGCUAACUUUACUUCCUUGCUCAUUGAGUUUGUCGCUAGGCUUGACUAUUUGGUUGAAACAGUGGAUGAGCUAUCUAGGAUGGCUAAGUUCAAUGAAGAACAUUGAUAAGUGGGGAUAAAGUAGAAGCUCAUAUUUGAAAUGAGAUCAAAUGAUUGAAUAUGUUAAUGUUGUAAGAGAAAGUAUUUUUUUAGCUUGACAAUAUUCAAGAAACAUGUAUCAAAAUCCAUAUAACCUUCCAAUGGAAAUUGUUACACUUUCUUCU
Cucumis sativus (cucumber) is the source of this 1824-nucleotide messenger RNA. RefSeq names its product aluminum-activated malate transporter 9. The coding region runs from base 102 to 1667 and encodes 521 amino acids. Lineage: Eukaryota; Viridiplantae; Streptophyta; Magnoliopsida; Cucurbitales; Cucurbitaceae. The transcript has 6 exons. Gene Ontology annotation, biological process: malate transport. The record is from RefSeq and is a predicted model, not a curated record. Gene Ontology annotation, cellular component: plant-type vacuole membrane.